CGCAUUUUGGACAGAAGCAAUGCCUACAUGAUCCAUUAGACUGUAAGUGCCUUAAUUGCAAAGUGGAUGCUUUUGCUCAAUUAUGAAUAGGCUAAUGCAGAUUUUGGACACGAAUAUUUCCAAGGAUUUUAAUAAUAAUAAUAAUAGUAACAACAACAAUAACUGUUCAGAAAGAAUAAAAAUUAUAUUUAUUAAAGAAAACGUCCAAAUUAAGUUUGAAACAGUCAAUAAAUGUGUUCCGAUUCGACGUGCGCUCACGCGCUCUUCUCAUGUGCACUUGAGUGCAUGCGAUGAGUUGCUAUAGCGACGCGUGUUAUGAAUUCUGACUGAAUAUAUACACUGGAACCGAUCACUGUCUGUUGGUUGAGAGACGAGGCGAAUUUACAGACUUUUGCAGAGUAUUUUCUGUGCGAAUCUUGUGACUUUGAAGCUGCUGGAGGAUUUCUGAGAGGAGACUUUUAUUCUAGAAGACAUCGCAGGAUAUAUCCUUUUUAUAUAAAGUUAUAUUUUUGAAAGAAUUCCUAUUAUUUUUGAGGAUACUUUUAUUUUAUUGUUCUUCUCUUAGUUUAGAAGGAGUUUGUUUUUAUUUCUUCUUUUUUUUAUUAUUAAUUUUUGUUUUGUUUCAUUUUUUUAUUUUCUGUGGAGGAGUAUUUUUGAGGAGAGUUGUAUUUUAUUGUAUUGCAUUUUGUAUUGUAUUUUGUAUAGUUUUUAUUGCAGAUUGCAGGAAGAUGUCGACGGCUCAUAUGAUGGGUGAAAGAGGAGGUCAGGCUGUCAGGUCCGCCGACAGCUUCGAUGGAUGGCUGUGCCCUCCGCUGCCAGGUCAAGUUCCUGUCGAGCCAAAGAAGACGUCACGUGGCCUAACUGCCCGGGGUGCCAUGGGGGCUUCUCCUGUGAACAAGAGGUCAACAGAAAAACCUACAGAACGCAGGAAGAGGAAACAAAUUCGUUCUUUCCUCAACAGGCCGUGGAAGGCGAUGAAGAGUCCUUUCCGGUGCUGUUGCCCCUGUAGUGAUGUGGAUGUUGUGAAGCCUUUUGUCCCUUCACCAGAUCUGGAGCCAGAGCCUGAUCCCGAGCCACCGUCACCUGCUCCAGAUCUGGAGCCAGAGUCUGAUCCCGAGCCACCGUCACCUGCUCCAGAUCACUCCGGCGUCAAGACAAUUAAUGAGUCCUUUGAGUCUCUUUAUAACGUGGGAGAGAUGCUUGGAUCCGGAGGAUUUGGCAGGGUGUACGAGGGAACGCGCAAAUUUGAUGGCAAAAAGGUUGCCAUCAAGGAGAUGCUCAAGAUUGACAACGAUCGUUAUCUUCAUAUUCCUGGGCACCCCAAACCUCUCGUUACCGAAGUGGCGCUGUUGCUGAUGAUGAGGCGAGAACCCAUAAGCCCCUACGUCAUACAUCUAUACGAGUGGUUUGAACAUCCUCAAACGUUCACUCUCGUUAUGGAGUACCCGGAACCCUGCGAGAGCCUGCGUGCCUUCAUCACCCGUAACCCUCGACUGUGUGAACCAGCCGCACAGGUCAUCGUGCUACAGGCCAUGAUGGCGGUACUACACUGCAUCGAGCGUGGUGUUUUUCACCAUGACAUCCAUGCUCAGAAUUUCCUGUUGAACAAAGACACGUUUCGUCUCAAGCUGAUAGACUUUGGCUGCGGUCAGCUAUUUAGUAGUGAUGGCUACGAGAGCAAAAUAUACAUCGGAGCACCGACUUACUGCCCACCUGAAGUCCUGACCGAACCUCGCUUCCACGCCAUCCCAACAAAUGUCUGGGCCCUAGGAGUCUUGUUGUAUAAGAUGGUGAACGGAUGUCUUCCUUUUCGCAGUAGAAGAGAAAUCACACAGGCCAAAAUUACAUUUCAGAACUCCACAUUAUCCGAAGAAUGUACAGAUCUGAUUAGCCAGUGCCUAGCCCGGGAUCCCACUAAACGGCCGACGUUAGAGCAGAUGUUUCAGCAUGAAUGGAUUACAAGUGAUCUAGAUUGGGGAAGUUCAGGAGAUUCAAUCCGUCUGUGAUUUCAGGAAAUAACAUACUUGCUGUCCUUGGUGGAAGACUUGACCCGAAGCCUGAAGUCCAACCCCAACCUGACAGGGAACUCGGAGCCCGUCCACGUCUGAGCGAGAACACGAGACUGCGAGACUGGAACCAAAUCAUCAAGCAUCAUCACAGCCACAUUUGCUUUGUUUUAAAAUGAAUUUUUGCUUUGUUUUUAAAGAAAGUCAAGACACCUCAUCUUUAUUUAUAUAGCGCCUCGUAUAUGACCAAUCUGUACAUAUGUAUAUAUCAUUUUUGAAUUAAAGAAAUGUUUUUUAAACAGUCUUGGCCUAGGAGGAACCUUUGAAGUGAAAAGGCAAAGACCUAUUUUUGUGCUUCCCAAAAUAAAACUAAAUAAAAAUGUAAAUAAAACUCUACAUGAUAUCAAAUGUUUGGAGGUUUCACCAUGGCAACAAGAACUCCUUGGUCUUUAAAAAUGACUGACAUUAAUUUAGUGAUCAAAUUUAGCACUCUUAAAUAUGAUCAAAAUGUUGUAAUCAUAAUAACUAAACCUCAAAUUGUCAUACUGUAAAUCAACAUCUCCGUAAAAUGUUAUGGAGUUUCUAAUAGAAAUAUGACUUUCUGUAACAAAACAGGGCAUUGAUUUUGUACAUGUGACAAUCAUGUUUAUCCAACAUCAGGCAUUUUGGGAGACACAAGUGAAUAGGGAAAGAAAUUAAAUAUCAAUAUUCCUAUGAAAUAUUAGACAUUAUUAUGAAAAUGUUGCCAAUUAUUACACUUCUUUUUUCAUUACAUGUUGCCCCAAGAACACAUUCAUAUGCAAAUUAGAUACAGUAUAUAGAUACAUUGUAUCGAUUGUAUCACAUCUAAGGCCAUUUUACCCACACAUUGCAUCAAGUAAAACGGUAUAUCAAUCAAUUCCGUUAUAUCUUUGAUUAAUUGAGAAUCAUCUUUAUAAAAGUUUGGUUAAAAAAAAAAAAAAAAAAAAUCCUGAACCCUAAAAAUUGAUUUGUAAAUGGCAUGUAUAUUGUUUUUGCCUAUACAUGUCAUUUCAUGUCUUUUUAUUGUUUUAAACAACCGAGUCCUGGUGUCCACUACAGAGGACAUACUGUAGCAUAACAUAUGAAUAAAAUAUAUUUAAAAAAAAAAAAUCCCCAUUUGUUUAUCACGCUCUAAACAAUGUCAUGACAUGAAAAAUACUAAAUUCAAACAACCUUUUGUUUUUUCGGGCUCUCAGUAGGAAACAUUACAUUGUCCAUCUGAUCCAACUAUGUAUAUUAUUAAUUUUCAUUUCACAAAAACACUCAAUUUAAUUGCAAUUCAGUUGUCUCCUGUCUUUCUCAAACCAUAUUUAAGUUAUUAACUGUUUAACUCUGCGCUGUCAUGUGCCGAUUCAGGACUGAAAUAUUACGGAGGUAGAAACCACAUCAAAUGUAGGGUGAAUGAAGGGUGAUUGGGACACAAGGUCAGAUGGGACAGUAACUAUAUAGAAUUUAUUUUCUCACCUGAUGAGUGAAAA
This is a messenger RNA of Megalobrama amblycephala (Wuchang bream), 3505 nucleotides long. Its product is annotated as serine/threonine-protein kinase pim-2-like. Bases 729 to 2006 code for a protein of 425 amino acids. The record is from RefSeq and is a predicted model, not a curated record. Gene Ontology annotation, biological process: protein autophosphorylation; regulation of mitotic cell cycle; negative regulation of apoptotic process. The transcript is spliced from 10 exons. Gene Ontology annotation, cellular component: cytoplasm. NCBI's taxonomy places the organism in Eukaryota, Metazoa, Chordata, Actinopteri, Cypriniformes, Xenocyprididae. Gene Ontology annotation, molecular function: ATP binding; protein serine/threonine kinase activity.